AUGGAUUCUUGCUCUGGGUCUAAUUUACGGACACUUUCAGACGCCAAUACCAAAUCCUUCAUCACAUCCAAACGUCUUGAUAAAUCUAAACAGAGGCUUCUACAUGAUGCUAUCACAAGAGAACAGAGUGCUUCUGCUAAAGAGUACCAACUAUUACGAGAAUCCAUCAAUUCACCGAUACAGAUGAAUCGUCCUCAUACUCCUUACGCGUUCCAAUCUAAAGCCAAUGAUCCAAAGAAUGACUCGUUAUGGGCGGAUGAGUUUAAAAGUUUGCAAAAUAGUAAGCAAGAAACAUAUACCUCCGACGUGAACAGCCAUUCCUCGUUGAACCCGAUGUCUUAUCCCAAUUUGGCAACUGAAAACAACCAAUCAACAAAUUUCUCACCAUCCAUAUCAAAUUACCAAUUCCCAUCUUCUUCUUCCCAUCUUCAAAAUGGUGAAACUAAUCGAUUAUCUGAUUUCGACGAUUCAUAUAUGCAGUUAGCUUUUCAACAAGCAGAACAGUUUGUACAGGCAACGGAAACGAAACAAAAUCCAAUGGCUUAUAAUGCGACCAACACAUCAAUGAAUUUGACUUUUGGCUUAACAGCUAUCGGUGCCACUGAUGACGAUGCCUGUGAUCCUGAUUAUAACGAUCUAUGA
Molecule: messenger RNA, 642 nt
Organism: Schizosaccharomyces osmophilus
Lineage: Eukaryota; Fungi; Ascomycota; Schizosaccharomycetes; Schizosaccharomycetales; Schizosaccharomycetaceae
Exons: 1
Coding region: 1-642 (213 amino acids)
Source: RefSeq, a predicted model, not a curated record